Elgaria multicarinata webbii is the source of this 429-nucleotide messenger RNA. RefSeq names its product resistin (gene RETN). The record is from RefSeq and is a predicted model, not a curated record. Lineage: Eukaryota; Metazoa; Chordata; Lepidosauria; Squamata; Anguidae. Gene Ontology annotation, molecular function: hormone activity. Gene Ontology annotation, cellular component: extracellular region. The transcript is spliced from 4 exons. The coding region runs from base 48 to 374 and encodes 108 amino acids.
ACUUGAAAGAUAUUGGUUGCUCUUGAAGAAAAUUCUCCAUUGCUAAGAUGAUGAAAACCAUAUUAUUCCUCCUGUUUGCUGGGUUUGUUUCUGCAACAUGGGCAUAUACUCCCACGUGUGAGGUUGAUGAUGUGCUUGAUCGGAAGAUCACGGAAGCAAUCAAGUCCACAGCAAGCAACAGCCAGCUGGUUUGCCAAAGUGUGACAACCCGUGGUGCUGAUGCCACCUGCCCUUCAGGUUUCAAGCCCACUGGGUGUGCCUGUGGAAUGGCCUGUGGUUCCUGGGAUAUCCGUGGUGACAUUACCUGUCAUUGUCAGUGUGCCGGAAUAGACUGGACUAAUGCCCGGUGCUGCAAAAUCGUUAAUGGUCACUAAAGGCUCCUCAGCCGCCUGCUGGCUUUCUGGCUCCAGCUUCUGUGCUCAAUAAAAA